AUGGCUCCCCCACGAGGCGGUCGGUCGAUGAGAGGCCGUCAGAGACGCGGAACAACAAGAAGAAGUAAUUUUGCUUCUUCACGCCUACAAGAGGUCGAGUCGGACGAUUCCUCCAGCGACGAUGCCUCCCAAGGUCACAGCAAAGAAAAUGCGAACGCCGAAGACGAUACAGUGAUGGAUGAUGCGUCGUCUAGCAGUGACGAAGAGGAAGGAAAUACCGGACGCCCCUACAACGAAUUGUUGGAACUACUGCAAGCCAACUCGGACUCGAAAGGACCAGCUCGCAAGAAGAGAAAGCUUGCCAGCGACACCAAGACGGAGGAACAUUCUAGUACAGUCGCAGUGGAGGAAGAUGGUGACCAAGGCGACAACGAUUUGCAGGAUCAGUUUCCAUCGGACGACGAAGCCGAGGCACAGGAAGCCGAGGAUUCAGACGAGGAUGACGACGCCGUGGGCUCUUUUGAGCAGCAUUUCAACCUCCCCGAUGACUCCCCUCUUUCGAAGAAGGUCCAAGCCAUUCAAUCCAGUAAAUGGGUUUCUGCCAAGAAGGAGCUGGACGGAUUGCGGAUGGUGCAGAGCGUUCCCGAUGCUGAAACAACUGCAUCACUGCUUCCAGCAAUGAAAAGCACUGCCAAUCUGAAGCUUAAAAACAAACUCAAGCCCCGCGCGGCAGAGCUUCUACCCAGUAUCACUGGUCCAGCUCAGCACAUUGCUCCCUAUGUAUUCGAUUACCAAGAUAUUCUCUACGGCGCACGGACGUCUUCCACUGCAGAUACCAUACGCGAUAUUAUGGCCCUUCACACUGUCAACCAUCUGGUCAAGACUCGAGACCAGGUGCUCAAAAACAACGCCCGCCUGGCUAAGGACCCUAACACCGACAUCGAGUGUCGUGAUCAAGGUUUCACCCGCCCUAAGGUUUUGUAUAUUUUGCCCACUCGCCAAGCCUGUGUGCGAGCUAUUCAGGCUAUCACCCGAUUUUACCAGGUGGAUCAACAGGAGAACAAGAAGCGAUUCCUUGAUACGUUUUCUGCGCCCGAGGACGAAGCUUGGGAGAACAAGACCGACGAUUUCCGCGAGCUGUUCGGCGGCAACGAUGAUGACAUGUUCCGCCUAGGACUGAAGUUCACCCGCAAGACAGUCAAAUACUUUGCGCAGUUCUACAGCUCAGACAUCAUUCUAGCCAGUCCGCUAGGCUUGCGAACCAUCAUGGAUCAAGCCGAUGCCAAAAAGCGUGACCAUGACUUCCUUUCGUCCAUCGAGGUCGUGUUAGUCGACCAUGCCGACGCCCUUCUCAUGCAAAACUGGGAUCACAUAAGCUUUAUCUUCGAGCACUUGAACCAGCAGCCGAAAGAAGCGCACGGCUGCGACUUUAGUCGUGUGCGCAACUGGUAUCUGGACAAUCACGCCCGCUAUAUCCGCCAGACCAUCGUGUUGUCCUCCUUCGUUACCCCCGAGAUCAACUCGCUCUUCUCUACCAAGAUGCAGAACGCCUCUGGCCGAGUCAAGAUGACACCAACCUACCAGGGCGCGAUCACGGAGCUCCCUCUCCCCGUCUCCGUGAAGCAAACUUUCUCCCGCAUCGACAGCCUCUCGCCGGCGAAAGACCCGGACGCCCGAUUCAAGCACUUUACCACAACUGUAUUAUCCACGCUCGUCAAGAAUAUCACCGGCGGACGCGGCAAGGGCCAAGGGGCGGGCACCCUGAUUUUCAUACCAUCCUACCUGGACUUUGUGCGGGUGCGCAAUCACUUCGCAACGUCGGCGCAGACGACGAACAUCUCUUUCGGCGCGAUCUCCGAGUACACCGAGGCGCGGGACGUCUCGCGAGCGCGUAGCCAUUUCAUGAACGGGCGGCACUCGGUCAUGCUGUACACACGGAGCCGUGUGGUGAUGUACGGCUUGCCCGAAAACCCGACUUUCUAUGGGGAAAUCGUCGGGUUCUUGGGUUUGGACCCGGCCGCAGUGGUCGAGGCUGCGGAGGGCGGCGUACGGGUGCUAUUUUCGAAAUGGGAUGCGCUGAAAUUAGAGCGGGUAGUUGGAACGCCGCGCAUGGGGAACAUGUUACGUGAGAAGGGCGGAGAUACAUUCACAUUUGUAUAA
This is a messenger RNA of Penicillium macrosclerotiorum, 2100 nucleotides long. RefSeq names its product UTP25 family protein. Gene Ontology annotation, cellular component: small-subunit processome; nucleolus. The transcript is spliced from 5 exons. The coding region runs from base 1 to 2100 and encodes 699 amino acids. Lineage: Eukaryota; Fungi; Ascomycota; Eurotiomycetes; Eurotiales; Aspergillaceae. Gene Ontology annotation, biological process: maturation of SSU-rRNA from tricistronic rRNA transcript (SSU-rRNA, 5.8S rRNA, LSU-rRNA). The record is from RefSeq and is a predicted model, not a curated record. Gene Ontology annotation, molecular function: rRNA binding; U3 snoRNA binding.